Molecule: messenger RNA, 1482 nt
Organism: Parnassius mnemosyne (clouded apollo)
Lineage: Eukaryota; Metazoa; Arthropoda; Insecta; Lepidoptera; Papilionidae
Source: the annotation of a GenBank genome assembly
AUGUCUGAGGGUUUUGAAGAUCCAAUAUUUAAUUACUUAAACAUGUGUCUUAAUCCAAAUUCCAAUCUUGUUCAACGAACAAUUGACUUAAAUUAUGCAAAACAGAAGAGAACUACCUCAAUGAAAUGGUUCUUCGUGAAUGUUUUUUUCUUCCUUUUGUUCACCUAUGAUUUGACAUGUACGGGUCCUUGCCCUGCAUCCUUGGCCCGAUACACUGAAUUAAUAUUGGCAGGUAUUGCGUGUGCAAGUGCACUUCGACAUGCAAUCUGCCUCUUGCCACACAAAACACCGUCCCCCGCUCAGCUCUCAAGACAACAGCUGCGCCUACUAGGGCUCAACGAGACAGACCUAGAUUCGUCAUUGGUGUUGUCCGAGGCAAGCUCCUGCAGCGUGGGAGAGCGCAGCGACGAGCGCGUGGCGAGCGACGCCGAGUUGUCGCUGUCGCUGUCGCCGCGGCGCUGGCGCGAGCCCGCGCCCCCCUCGCCACCGCCCUCCCCUCCCUCAUCCCCGCACUCGCCCGCCUCCCCGCCUUCCCCACCGUCGCCGCCCUUCGCUCCUCCCCUCGACGUGCUCUCACGCGACCGUUUUAUAGCAGAUAAAUUUUCCCUCGCCGAUUACCUCAAGCAGUACUCGGCGCGGGAGAGCGUAGGCGCGGGUGCGGGAGGCGCAGGGGUGGGGGCGGGUGGCGAGCCGCGGCUCCCCGCCGCCUCCCACGCCCCCGCCUACCAGCUGGCGCCACUUGAUACCGAGACUGGCAAGCUUGAGGAAGGUUCACCGGAGGGAUCGCCUCAAAUUUACUGGCAGCUCGACAUCGACCCGCAAAAACUUACGCAGUGGAACUUUAAUUUAAGACUGUGGAUCCACAUCACGAUCCUCGAGCGUCUGGUGCGUGCGCUGGACGAAGUGGAUGCUGAGCUGGUGCGGCUGGGGCUGGGCGAGGCGCGGCCCGGGCUGGCCAGCGUGGAGCGCCUGCGCCAGAUGGCGGCCGCGCUGCCGCUGGGCUCGCUGGCUGCAUUACUGCCGUAUUUGGAGCCCUUCCCCGACCAACGCUACGUCGUGCGCCGUAUCCGAGAGCUGGCGAGAGCUCCCUGCCUCAGCAACUACCGCUGGGACGCUGGAGGCUCCGACUGGGAUCAUACCCAGCCCACGGAUGCCGAUAUUAUCCUACACCUCUUCGCUACGUACCUCGAUGGACAGAUGGUGCAGAGCGGCAACCCGCGGCCGUUCAGCUCGCAGUACCUGAGCGCGGGCGGGGCGGGCGGGGCCGUAGGCGCGCUGGCGCUGCACCGAGUGAGCUCGCGGCCGCCGCAGUUCGCGCUGGCGCUGGGCGGCGAGCUGGUGGGCGUGCCGCGCGGCCGCGCCAACCUGCUGCACGCGCUGCUGCUGCUGCUGGCCGCCGCCGCGCGCCGCCGCCCGCCCGCCCUCGCGCGCACGCACCUCGGCCCCGCCGCCCUCAACAUGCUCUGGAUCAUCGGCCGCUGA